AUAUUAGUUAGAUAUUCUUCUUUUCGUUUAAAAAAUCGUGGUUUUUAAUGAGAACCUUGAAAGAUUUAGAUUGUGUUUGCGUUUGUUUGACAGCGUUCCAACUGGGUCUGUAAAUAGUGCAGUCAAGGGCGCGAGCGUUUAUAAUCGACGAGAAAUGCACUUUCUAACUAGUCUAGGCUCAGAUUGCGAAACAGGAAGAUUUCAAAUGCCUCCCUCAAUUCGUUCACGGGUCUCAGCCCCUGGUUCUGCCAAUUUUGCCCCAGAUUAGCACCAAGGUCGGCUUGUUGCCGGGGCGGUGCAUUUUGACUUUAAAUUUAGACUUUGACAGCUUUAACCAAGGACAAGAGCCAGGCACAGACACUUUUGGCAGAACAAGCCUACUUCCGUGUUUCAUCUUCUAUUACAAAUUUUGCUUAUAUUUUUCCACCGAUAAAAGGAAAAUUAUUGUUUAAAGCGCGUUGUUCAAAAGUCACAAAAUGUCACACCAUACGCCGUGGUUGUUAAUCUUAAUCUUAACUUAAUCUUAAUCGUUCAGGUAUCAACUCGCCAGCAAGUUGUCGUUAAAAAUAUUUAAGAAUUUUAUAUUAUAAAUUGGAAUGUUUAAUUAAAUUAUUCCGUCCCCACCAUGUUUGCCAGGCGCCAUAUUGAGUCUGGCGCGCUAUUCCUAAUAUUCCUCAAAAGGUUAAUUUUGAAAUAUUCUGCGUCUUAUUCUGUACGGUGGUGCACGGUGACGUUUACACAUCGGAGAGGAAAAAGAUAUUGAAUUGGCCAAUAAAUCAAAACCGAGAUACACACAUUUCCAUAUAAUUUCAAAUUAAAAAGAUUUGGGAUUGGCGAUACGAUUGUAAUGGUCAGGGUGCACCUCCUGGCUAAAUUCAUUGGCACGCAACUUUAGAUUCUCUGCAAUGAAAUACCCAGACAAGAUAAGACAAGAACAGGUGGUGAUGGUGGAAGAAAGCAGCGGUGGCGUAGACGGGGGUGCUUGGGACCCGGCGACGACGAAAGAGGAAGAAUUCGAAAAGCAUGCCGUUUACAUCGUCCUUGAUCAGAGCCCACCUCCGAACGUUCCCAACAGGGCGGAGGCCUCACUUCCGAGGAACCUGGUUCUCAGGCCUUCUCAGGCGCUGAGCGAUGUGAUGGGCGUCUGGAGCACGAGCUAUAUCCCGAGGGGUACCCGAUUCGGUCCUCUCGUCGGUGAAGUUUACGCCAAGAACGACGUCCCGUCAACGGCCAACCGGAAAUACUUCUGGAGGGUGCAAAUCAAAGAAGAACGAGCUCAUUAUUACCCUUCUAAGGUUUAUAAGGAAAAUCAACUAUUUUACUACAUUGAUGGUUACGACGUUUCUAAAUCAAACUGGAUGAGAUAUGUCAAUCCCGCAUAUUCUUCGGAAUCGCAGAACCUGAUAGCUUGCCAGUAUAAGAUGAGUAUUUACUUUUAUACAAUUAGACCAAUUUUGCCAAACCAAGAGCUUUUGGUUUGGUACUGCAGAGAAUUUGCUGAGAGACUGAACUACCCACUGACGGGUGAACUUAUGCUCGAAAGAAUAAGACAGCAAGUUCAGCAGACAGUCCCGGCCAAUACGAAUAAUAAGAAGACGGAUACGAUCGAAGUUAGUUCUUCCACUGUAGUGAGCACAAGCGAAGUAGCCAGGGUUGAAAAGCAAGACCAUCACUUUGACAGGCUGAACAACAAUUUCACGCCCGAGUACGAUGUACCUCAUACAACGGACCACCCCCCGAAAAGAGAGGACUCUGCUAGUCCUCCGACGAGGCACGAGGACGAAGAAGAGGCUAAAGAAAAGGAAAUCGGUGACGGUUCCGUCAGAUCCGAUGAAGGAUACCAUUCCCAUGGAUAUCACGACGAAGUUCUAACACCUCCUGAACACUCUUCUGAUUCGGAUGACGGCGACAACAACUAUGUGUUGGAUUUCAGUAAAAAACAAGGCGUUCAACCAAUGGAAACGAUACCUGAAGAGGUAGCAACUUCAGAAGCUUUGCCAUUACAGCAAGCAGAGCCCGAAGGUAUGGACAGGAACGAAUAUAGGAAAGUUAAGAUUAAGAUGAGCAAAGCGUACAGCGGCAAAGAAUCAAAAGAAAACAGUCCUUCUCCACCACCCGUGGCUCAAGUUCCUGAAGAAUCUUUGGAUCAAAGGAGGUAUUACGAGAUGCCGCAAACAUCCAUCUUAGAGAACAUACUUCUCAGAUCUCGCGAAAGGCGAAAUUCCGCCACACCUCCGCCUACUUCCCCUACCGAGAUGGCUUAUUCAUACAAGAAAUCUCACAGAUAUGGGAAUCUUAGCCCUGAUUCCACGCUGAAUCCGGUAAGAAGGUAUUCGCCACCGCCUCCUGCGCCAGGCUACGAUUAUCAAUACUUCCAGUCACAUUACCCGACGCCUCCUCCUCAAUAUUCACCUCCAUCCAGUUCAACGGCCUAUUUGCAUCCUCCUCAGGGUGCACCGAUAGACGAAUACCGCGGUCCCCUAUCCCCUAACGGGACUUCAAGAGGCUACCGGUCACUUCCUUAUCCUCUGAAGAAGAAAGAUGGAAAAAUGCAUUACGAAUGUAACGUUUGUUAUAAGACUUUUGGCCAGCUGUCCAAUCUCAAAGUUCACCUUAGGACACAUUCUGGCGAGAGGCCGUUUAAAUGUAACGUCUGUACAAAGAGUUUCACGCAGUUGGCGCAUUUACAAAAACACCACCUUGUGCAUACUGGGGAGAAACCUCACCAGUGCGAGAUAUGCAAAAAAAGGUUCAGCUCAACGUCCAACCUGAAAACACAUCUCAGGCUACAUUCAGGGCAGAAACCUUACGCAUGUGACUUAUGCCCGGCCAAGUUCACACAAUUUGUUCACCUAAAACUGCACAAAAGACUACAUACUAAUGAAAGGCCAUACACUUGUCAAGGGUGUAACAAGAAAUACAUCAGUGCAUCAGGUUUAAGGACACACUGGAAAACUACAAGUUGUAGACCUAACAUCGAUGAAGAACUAGCUUUAGCUGCUGCAGCCGGCUCUCCACCAGGCUAUUACUACGAUUACCCAAAUUCCGACAUCAAUAUGGGCCCGGUGGAAAAAGAGAAACACGAGACUGACUCUCGGGAAUCUAUCGAGAUGGGACGUCCUAUCCCAAUGGAAACACAAAGGCCCACUGUUAUAGAAUCGUCCCAGCCUCAUAUUAUAGAGUGUACAUAGAUUUCAAUUUAAAUAGAAAAUUAAUGUUAAUUUAAAUACUCGAGUGCACUAGCUAGGUCGGGUAUUUGCGAUUGUUUAUUUUGCUUGUUAAAAUUCAAUGUUAAAAAAAUCCUGUUCGACAAUGGAUGCUAAUUUUAUCAAACUACUGCGUUAUAAAUAUGAACCUGUUGAUUGUUGUUAUUAUUUAAAAUAAUUAUUGGCCAAUGUGUCAAUAAGCCUUAUUAUUUAAAACUAUCGGAAAAACAAUUUUUGAUUUAAAUAUAACAAAAAACUUUAUAAACCACAAAUUUCGGAAUUUCGACAGUUUUAAAUAAAGUGCUGGUAAUGGAUGCCAAUUUCACCUGUAUUAUUGUUGUUAUUGUUAUUAAGUGACAAAUUAAUUGUUGUUUGUUGUUAAUUAACAAACAAUCGCAAAAACCCUUCCUUGUGAGAACAUGUGCUCAAUGCUCGCCGAGGCGGCACUAGUCCUUAACGCCUUCUCUCGUGCACAUGUCCGAUUUCUGUGAUAAGUUUUAAUAAGAUUUUAUAAUAUACAUAUAUAUAUUAUAUAUUUAUUGUCUCUAAUUUAUAUUUCAUUGUUGCAACUGAUGUCAUCCUUUUGGCCUCAAGUACCAAAACAGAUUAGAAUUUUUUAUAUUAUAUAUACUGAAUAAAUGUGUAAGCAAUAAAGAUCUCGAUGGAAACAUUUUUUAUAUUUGAUGUCAGGCAUUAAGAAUAAAGUAAAAUUAAAUUGAUGAUUUUUUCUCAAAAAUAUAUUCUGAUAUAACUAUGUAAUGAUAAUGUUAAUGUGUUCAAACACUUCGAUGUAUUUCACUGUUAGUAAAUUGUAAAUGUCUGAUGCUAAUUUUAUCAAAAAGUUCAAUUAUAAUUAUAAUUACUACUAUAAUCAAAUUGAUAUUUAUAUGUCGCUGAACUGUUCGUUUGUGUCUGUGCUCAUAUGUAAAAAUGAAAUCCCUAGUACAAAAUCCAUUUGGAAGGUUAAGCUUUAUCUGUCCGUAUGACUAACCUGUAAAAAGAAGAAAUUAGUUUUUGUUUGAUUUCAGUGUUAGCUUGCGAGGACUUACAUUUGAUCUCAACCGCCUUAAGUGUCUGCAUGAAUGUCUGUCUAUGAAAUUCCGUUGCUUCGUAAUAUUUAUUGUUGGACCGAUUUCUUCUUUUUAAAGCGCGACCAAGUCGCAGGAAACAUCAGUAUUAACGGGGUGUCUGUCAAUUUUUAACUAUCUUGGACGCUCAAAACCCAUGAAUUGUGUGAUGGAAAUGUCACAAAUACUUCCAUUUGGAGUAUGUAAAUAUAAACCAUAUUAUUUUUUUUUCUUAAUUUGUUUUAAAAGCACAAACUCUACCAGUGUCUAUUUUUAUUUCUUUUGUUUGAUGUUGCUGAGGUUUGCCAUGUGAUAAACGAAGAUCUGCAGCCUCAUCAUUGCAAUAUGUGUAGUUGUAAAUUAUUUGUUGUACAGUUGUUCUCUGUUUUUAAGUUUCAAAUGAUUACUGUAAAAUGGGAUUAGUUAUUUAUUGUAAAAGGUGUAUGAAAUCUUUAAAAAAGUAAAAAUGUUAAAGGUUUUAUAUAGCUUCUUAUUUUUACAUUACGAUUAUAUUUUUAAUCUGUUAAUGUAUUUCUUUUGUUUUGUAAAUCUGUUAAUAGGUGUUGACAUUUCCAACACAAUUGUGUAAUUAUUGUUUUUUUUCUGUAAAGUUUUAUUUAUUAAGGACUGUCUCUUUCUCUUUUGGUUGUAAGCAUAAUUUAAAGUUCAGUCCAGGGUGGUUAUUUUUAAAUAGAUUAUUUUAUCAGUGCUGUAAAGAAUAAUUUUAAAAGAAAAAACAAGAUUGUUGAGUAUGAUUUAUUUUAUCUCUUAUAUAAAAUAUUUUUCUGAACACGUUUCCACGACUGAGCCAAUCUGUAUAGUUAUGAAGAUAUAAUUAUAAAGUUUGGAAAAGGA
Cimex lectularius (bed bug) is the source of this 5128-nucleotide messenger RNA. It is a transcript of the gene Blimp-1, whose product is annotated as PR domain zinc finger protein 1. Gene Ontology annotation, biological process: cell fate commitment; regulation of transcription by RNA polymerase II. Lineage: Eukaryota; Metazoa; Arthropoda; Insecta; Hemiptera; Cimicidae. Gene Ontology annotation, molecular function: histone deacetylase binding; DNA-binding transcription repressor activity, RNA polymerase II-specific; RNA polymerase II cis-regulatory region sequence-specific DNA binding. The transcript is spliced from 10 exons. Gene Ontology annotation, cellular component: nucleus; cytoplasm. The record is from RefSeq and is a predicted model, not a curated record. The coding region runs from base 906 to 3191 and encodes 761 amino acids.